GGAAAGCUCUUGCAGGAUCUUUAGGAAAGGUUACCGAUGACGGGUCAAAGCUGGCGAUUUCACUGGAUGUGUCGAAAUUCAAGCCAGAUGAACUGAAGGUGAACAUCGAUGGCCGAACUCUAACGAUUGAAGGCAAGCAAGAAAUCACUGAAGGUUCAAAUUACACCAGCAGGUCAUUCCUUCGUCGAUGGACUCUUCCAGAAGAUGUUGACGUCGAGCAGAUCCGAUCCACCCUAUCUGAGAACGGUCAGCUGGCCAUCGAGGUGCCCAAGCCGAAACCAGCCGUCACCGCCAGAACUAUCCCAAUCCAAAAGGCUGUCGAUCAGCAGUAA
Messenger RNA from Ostertagia ostertagi, 332 nucleotides. The record is from the annotation of a GenBank genome assembly. NCBI's taxonomy places the organism in Eukaryota, Metazoa, Nematoda, Chromadorea, Rhabditida, Trichostrongylidae.